GCUCUAUCAUGCUUGGGGACGACUAUGUUGAGCGCCCUUUGUUUGGUGAGGCGAUAUCUAGUGCAUUUCCUCUUAGAUUCCAGGAUGUGAGCAAUAUUCGUGAAGUUCCUGAUCAUCAGGAGGUUUUUGUAGAUCCUGCUCGUGACGAGAGCAUGAUAUUUGAGCUUCUAGAUUUCAAGCAUGAUGUGCAAGAUAAUAGAAGCAUUGCCUGGUUUCUUCAAGACCUUGCCACUGAACAUGAUGCGGAACGAAGCAUGACCAAUCAUGUGUGA
Molecule: messenger RNA, 272 nt
Organism: Telopea speciosissima
Lineage: Eukaryota; Viridiplantae; Streptophyta; Magnoliopsida; Proteales; Proteaceae
Product: ran guanine nucleotide release factor-like
Exons: 4
Coding region: 9-272 (87 amino acids)
Biological process (GO): protein import into nucleus
Cellular component (GO): nucleus
Molecular function (GO): guanyl-nucleotide exchange factor activity; small GTPase binding
Source: RefSeq, a predicted model, not a curated record